AUGGAGACUGAAUUUAUGUGCAAGACUGAUGUGAGAGGCUUUGUGUGCCUGGUGGAGGGUCCCUGUUCCGCCUGGCCCAGUGGGCGGGUGCCUCGGCUGAGGCCAGGACGGGCAGUGCGCGGGGGCUGUGGGGGUGCCGCAGCGCAUCGACUGCCACCCCCAGCGGGCGCUUCCCAGGAGGCCUGCGAGGCGCGGGGCUGCACCCGGUGCGCCACCCACGUGGCCAACGCUCCCUGGUGCUUCUUCCCCGAGGACAGUCCCUACGCCUACUCCCUGGGCGGGAACACCGAGAAGACAGCCAAGGGCCGGAGGAUAACGCUGAACAGGCGCCAGGCCUUUUCCCUCUUUGGAAAUGACAUUUCCCUGGUUGUCUGGGAAGUGGAGUUCCAGACAAGGGACAGACUCCGGUUCAGGCUCUACAACCCCAACAGGCAGCGGUUUGAAGUCCCACUCAAGAUCGACUCCCCAGGAGUUGCGGCCGAUGAGGCCAGCUAUGACGUGGAGUUCACGGAUGACUCCUCGCACUUCAGGAUCAAGAGGAAAAGCACCAGCACAGUGCUGUGGGACAGUCCCCUGGUUGAUCUGUUUUUCUCCCACCAGUAUCUUCAGAUCACAACUACUGUGCCAUCCACUUCGGUGUAUGGGUUUGGUGAACAUGAGCACCUGUCCUUCAAACACAGCAUGGACUUCGUUACUUAUGCCAUACCUAAUGUGCUGUUUAUGUUUCAGUCAUUUGCCAACCUCUAUGGAGUUCACCCUUUCUAUAUGUGUGUAGAAGCCGACUCCAAUGCCCAUGGUGUUCUCCUUCUGAACUCCAAUGCACAAGAUGUUUCUCUGAGUCCAAAUCCAUCCCUAACUUUCCGCACUAUUGGGGGGAUCCUUGACUUCUAUGACUUUCUUGGACCAACUCCCGAAAAUGUAAUUCAGCAAUACACAGAGGCCAUUGGACGCCCACACAUGCCUGCCUACUGGUCUCUGGGAUUUCAUCUCUCCCGAUGGGGUUAUGGCAGCGUUGAUGUUUUAAAGAAAACUGUCGAUCGCAUGCGCUACUAUGAUAUCCCAUAUGAUGUCCAACAUCUUGAUAUCGACUACAUGGAACGUCGCCUGGACUUUACCUAUGAUAAAGUGAAUUUUGCAGGUCUGCCAGACUACCUCCAACAGCUGAAGAAGGAAGGAAUGCACAAUGUCGUGAUUCUGGACUCUUUCAUAACUAAGGAUGAAGAACCGGGCACUUACAGGCCUUAUGAUCUCGGAGAGGAAAUGGGAGUCUGGGUGAACAACUCAGAUGGUGUAACUCCUGCUGUUGGAAAGGCCUGGCCCCCCCGAGACUUGGUGUUUCCUGACUACACCAUCCCCAGGACAGUUGAGUGGUGGACCCAGAUGUGUCUGGAGUUUAAGGAUGUCCUUGAUUACGAUGGGAUCUGGAUUGAUAUGAAUGAACGGUCUAAUUUCUUAAGAGGCCAGUAUCCUGGAUGUGCUGUUAAUGAUAUCAAUAACCCUCCAUACGUCCCUACCAUUUCUGAUCAUUCCCUGGCACAAAAGACAUUGUGUCCUGACUCCAAGACUUACCUUGGAGAGCAUUAUAACACACACUCUCUCUUCGGCUGGUCACAGACAGCACCAACUUUCCAUGUUGCCCAGCAGGCAACUGGAAAGCGAGCAUUUGUUUUGAGUCGGUCUACAUUUGUUGGCUGUGGGAAGCAUGGGGGUCACUGGCUGGGUGACAACUUCUCUCAGUGGAAGGACAUGCACCAGUCAAUCAUUGAAAUCCUGGAAUUCAACCUCUUUGGCAUCCCCUACAUCGGUGCUGAUGUCUGUGGGUUUAACUAUAACACUACCUAUGAACUCUGCUUGUGCUGGAUGCAGCUUGGCUCCUUCUAUCCAUUUUCCAGAAACUACAAUGCAGAGGGAAAUACUGAACAAGACCCAGUGGUGUUUGGAGAAGAGUUUGCCAAGAUAUCUCGUGCUACGCUUCAGAUCAGAUACUCACUGCUGCCAUACUUAUACACCUUGUUAUUCGAGUCUCAUGUUCAUGGAAACACGGUGGUGCGGUCACUGAUGCAUGAAUUUACCUCUGAUCAGCAGACUCACGGAAUAGAUACUGCCUUCCUUUGGGGACCGGCUUUUAUGAUUGCUCCAGUUCUUCAAGAGGGUGAUAAACUGCCAAGUACGUGGAACAAGAACUAUGCUGCUGUGGCUGCCCCGCUGAGCAAGAUCCCUCUGUUCAUCUGUGGAGGCUACCUCCUGCCAGAACAGGCACCAGCCACGACCACUACUAAGAGCCGUCUGAAUCCAUUUGGGCUCGUUAUAGCCCUGGAUGAGCAAGGAGAAGCUUCUGGGUCUUUAUUCUGGGAUGAUGGUGAUUCAAUUGAUGCUGUUGAAAAGGAGAACUACUUCUUGGCUAAAUAUACAUACAGCAAAGGAAACCUGAAGACAGAAAUACUCAAAAAUGGCUACCGAGGAGUUGACACUCUGAAGUACAACAAAAUUGUGAUUCUUGGCCUGACACUGAAACCUCAUGCUGUUGCUCUGAAUGGAAGAGCCAUGUGUGGAGAUGCUUUCUCUUAUGAGCUGAAUGGG
This is a messenger RNA of Fulmarus glacialis (Northern fulmar), 2580 nucleotides long. Its product is annotated as putative maltase-glucoamylase-like protein FLJ16351. The record is from RefSeq and is a predicted model, not a curated record. NCBI's taxonomy places the organism in Eukaryota, Metazoa, Chordata, Aves, Procellariiformes, Procellariidae. Gene Ontology annotation, biological process: carbohydrate metabolic process. Gene Ontology annotation, molecular function: carbohydrate binding; alpha-1,4-glucosidase activity. The transcript is spliced from 21 exons. The annotation marks the transcript as partial.